AUGGGAUUGCUUGCACUUGGAACGGCCCUCGAGUGGCCAGAAGCCAAAAAGCAUGCUCAUAAAGUGCGCGAAUGGGGUAUCAAGCAACUUUUAGAAAUAUGGAACAAGGCAAAACACAAGGAGCGAGAUGCCUUGCUCUGGGGUGAUGAGGUCGAAUACCUCGUCGUGGUCUUUGAUAAAGAUGACCCGAAUGUUAAAUUGUCCUUGAGGCAAGCUGAGAUCCUUGAAGCUUUGGCUGCAUCUCCAGACUUGUCAGCUAAGGGAGGCUGUGUUCCUGCUCUCCAGGACACGAGCGCCACUGAAGAGAGUGAGGAGCCUCUACCAGUGUUCCACCCCGAAUUCGGCAGAUUUAUGCUUGAGGCUACUCCCGGGAAGCCCUGGGGAAUCGGCUUCAAGGAGCUCCUGGAGGUAGAGCCUAAUAUGAAGCUGAGGCGAACCAUUGCGAAGCAGCACAUGCGGGCCGAUGAAUACCCCAUCACGCUCACCACGUACCCACGCCUUGGGUGCCCCGAGAAGUUUACUGACCCAUAUUACCCGCCAUCCGGCCCCAAGCUGCGGUCCCAGUUUGUGCCGGACGAGAUAGCGAAUCCGCACAUCCGCUUCCCAACCCUCGCGGCAAACAUCCGGUCACGCCGCGGUCGGAAGGUGCAGGUCAACGUUCCCGUCUUCCGCGACGAAAAGACUCCGUGGCCGUGGAAUGAUCCAACGGUCAAUCGUGACUUGCACAACUGGCCAGAAGAUGAGGAUGUGCGGAGCGGCGGUGCUGCUCCGGAAAACUUUAUCCACAUGGAUGCCAUGGCUUUCGGCAUGGGCAGCUGCUGUCUGCAAAUCACGUUCCAGGCCAAGAACAUCACCGAGGGGAGAACCAUGUACGACCAGCUGAGCCCUCUGGGUCCUAUCCUUCUGGCCUUGACUGCCGCUACGCCCAUCUACAAGGGGUUUUUGGCCGACACGGACGUGCGCUGGAACCAGAUAAGCCGCGCUGUCGAUUGCCGUACCAAGGAGGAGAUGGGCGAAGAGCCCCUGAAAAACGACAGAUGGAGGAUACCUAAGUCCCGCUACGCAUCCAACUCGACCUACAUCUCGACGGACCACCGCCUCCGCCCAGAAUACAUGGACCCCAACCUUGUUAUCGAUGAGGAUAUCAAGGCAAAGCUCAUCGAGGGAGGAAUGGACGAUCUCCUGGCGACGCAUUUUGCCCACCUUUUCAUACGCGACCCAAUCGUCAUCUUCGCCGAGGACCUCGAGCGGUUGGAUCUUGACAAGACGGACCACUUUGAGAACCUGCAGUCGACCAACUGGCAGCACAUGCGCUUCAAGCCGCCGCCUGCCGACAACAACAUCGGCUGGCGGGUUGAGUUCCGCCCCAUGGAGAUCCAGGUGACCGAUUUUGAGAACGCUGCCUUCUCCGUCUUCAUCGUCCUCGUCACCCGCGCCAUCCUGUCCUUCAACCUCAACUUCUAUAUACCUAUCCAGCGCGUUGACGAGAACAUGGAGACGGCCCACGCCCGCGACGCCGUCCUGGAGAAGAAGUUUUGGUUCAGGAGAAAUCUGUUUCCGACCCGCAGCCCCCGUGGCGGCGGGAGCGUCUCGGGCACUGCCACGCCGUUCAGUCGUAGCCCGACGCCCGUCGGUCCCGUCGACGACGAGUACCGCCUCAUGACCAUCAACGAGAUCAUCAACGGCACGGCUGCCGCGGCGGGGGGCAGCGGCAACGAUGACCACGAUGACGCCAACGACGAAGACCACUUCCCCGGCCUGAUCCCCAUUGUCGAGAGCUACCUGGACUCGGUCAACGUCGACGUCGAGACGCGCUGCCACCUGGCCACCUACCUUGAUCUCAUCCGCCGCCGUGCCUCAGGCGAGCUGUGCACCGCUGCCCGCUGGAUCAGGGACUUUGUCGCCGCCCACCCCAAGUAUGAAAAGGACAGCGUCGUGGGACCGGAGAUCAACCACGACCUCGUCCAGGCAGUCAUCGCCAUCGGCGAGAAGGAGUGCGCCGGCAAGGGUUUCAAGGGGAUCGACGUGUUUGGGUUCGACAAGCUGCUCGGCAACUUCAGGGGCGGCUGCGGUGGCCCGCAGUCGUCAUAG
Pyricularia pennisetigena is the source of this 2091-nucleotide messenger RNA. RefSeq lists its product as uncharacterized. NCBI's taxonomy places the organism in Eukaryota, Fungi, Ascomycota, Sordariomycetes, Magnaporthales, Pyriculariaceae. The transcript is spliced from 6 exons. The coding region runs from base 1 to 2091 and encodes 696 amino acids. The record is from RefSeq and is a predicted model, not a curated record. Gene Ontology annotation, molecular function: glutamate-cysteine ligase activity. Gene Ontology annotation, cellular component: glutamate-cysteine ligase complex. Gene Ontology annotation, biological process: glutathione biosynthetic process.